Messenger RNA from Xenopus laevis (African clawed frog), 2913 nucleotides. RefSeq names its product N-acetylated alpha-linked acidic dipeptidase-like 2 L homeolog (gene naaladl2.L). NCBI's taxonomy places the organism in Eukaryota, Metazoa, Chordata, Amphibia, Anura, Pipidae. The transcript is spliced from 15 exons. Bases 136 to 2640 code for a protein of 834 amino acids. The record is from RefSeq and is a predicted model, not a curated record.
GCUGAGGAAACAGGUUGCUAAUUAUUCACAGAGCUAAGUAGGUAUUCUAUUGCACGACUACAGUACACUACAAAGGCAGAAGGUCAAAGCCUGCACGGUGAAGGAGCUAAGUUUGUUUUUUGUCAUAGAACUAGAAUGGGGGAAGAGGAAUCGAACUCAACGUGUGUUUCUCUGCAACUGGGAAGAAGAAAUUCUUCAAUGGCAGAGAAUAUGCAACCUAUUGCAGUUCAUUAUAAAGAUGAAGAGGGAAAAGAUUUAUCAUAUCAUAAGGUAGGAAGCAACCUCAGGACUGAUCAAAAUUUUCCCUACAUAGAGAGUGAUGAAGUUCAAAAUUCUGGAUUAGAACUUGAAUGGGACAUGGAAACAGAGCUGGAAGAGCUUGGAACAAGCUCUCUUGAUCAAUAUCAAGAGAAUAACUUUACUGAAGACUUUCAACCAGAUAGUUUCAAUGGGCAUUUUAAGCCUGAUAACUUUACUGAUCAGGAGUUAAAACAACCCAAAAAACAGUCGCAUAGUGUUACAUCGAGCCACCUCACUAUUUCACCUAAAGGACGGUUCCAGCGUUUACAGGAGGAACCAGAAUAUUUUUCACAUUGUUCAGAAUCAGGAUCCAAACUCACUUUACAGCACUUUUGUAGGAUCUUUAAAUUAAUUUGCACAUGUCUCUUUAUAUUCAUUUUGGGAUUAUUAAUAGGUUAUUUUUCAAAAAGACCUUCUUACUUAACUACUUGCUGCGUGACUGAAGAAGCUUCUUCCAGUGAAACACAAUUUCUCGCAGAUAUUGUAAACUCAAUUACCAAAGAAAAUAUUGAAAGAAAUUACAGACACAUCAUGCAGAUUUCUGUCAAUAAAACAAACACAGACAAAGUGAAGGAAAUUGCUCUUCUAUGGACUUCCCUGGGCUUAAAAGAGGUUCAGUUAGUAAAUUAUUCAGUCAUACUUGACUUACCAGGCGCAACUCCAAAUACAAUCACGGUGAACAAUGGGCAAUGCUAUUAUCCAAGCGGACAGACGUGUGAUGAAAAGAGCAAAGGUCAAGAGUUUCUACACUCAUACGCUGCUUACUCUGCCAGAGGAACUCUCAAGGGUGAAAUUGUUGAUGUGCAGUAUGGAACUGUGGAAGAUCUACAAAAAAUAAAAUUGGUAAAACCUGUAAAAAACAGCAUCGCUCUCAUAAAACUUGGAGUGCUGCCAUUUUUGUACAAGCUAUCAUUAUUGGAAGAACUUGGCUUUGGUGGAGCCCUUGUUUAUAUCGACCCCUGUGAUCUUCCUGAAGGGGAAAACUCAAAUGACCAAUUUAGCAUAUCUUUAAAUAAUGGCUUUGAACCCUUCACAUCUGACUUUUCUGCAAAGUAUGCUGACCAUGGGAAUAUGACUGCAAAUCUGACAACAUUACUUGUACAGCCUGUAACUGUAGCACUUUUAAGAAAGAUUUUUAAACUUCCUGAAAAUACAGGAACGAGCCAAUGCCUUCCAGUGAAGUUGCCUGAAACAGAAAACUGCACAAUCAUCUUAAAGAUUCAAUCUGUUUCAAUGAAGAAAGAAAUAACAAAUUCAUUUGGAUUCUUGAGAGGAGCAGUCCUUCCAGAUAGGUACGUGAUUCUUGGCAGUCCUCAUUUAAGUGUUUAUGCAGAAAACAAUAAAGACUGGGUCAGUAGUGCUGCAAUCUUGGCAUCAAUUAUUGAAUCUGUCAUGCUGAAAGUCAAGGGAGCAUGGAGACCCAAGAGGACAAUUAUUUUCUGUUCUUGGGGAGGAACUUUCUUUGGAAACAUUGGCUCUUACAAAUGGACAGAGGAAUUUAAAAGGCUUCUUGAGAGCAAUGCUGUUGCCUACAUUGGCUUGCAAAAUCCAAUACAUGGCAAUGUGAGCCUUCUGUCUUUUUCUUCACCAUCUCUCCAACAAAUAACAACUGAAGUUCUAAAAAAGGUGUGUUCUGGGAUGGAAAGUUGCUACAAGUCUAAUGUGAGUGCUCUGCAAAUGAAAGGAGAUGCUGAUGUCUUUCUUCACCAGCUUGGAAUCCCAGCUGUGCAAUUUGUAUUUGAUAAUGUCAAAAACUCAGAGACUACAAACUUCAUUUCAGAAGCCUUCUUUAUUGCAGAAGAGGAAACAAAUCAGAAAGAUCCUUCAUUUUAUCUUCAUGAAUAUAUUGCUAAGUUAACAUCAGAAAUGAUUCUACAAGUAGCAAGUGAACCAGUAUUACCCUUUAAUGCACUGGACGUAGCAUUAGAAAUUCAAAAGAACAUUGAAGGUGAUGAUACUGCCCGUAUGCUGAUGGAGAAGGUUAGAAGUCUGAGGGAAACCGCACAACUGUUCCAAUCUAAUGAAAUGCGUCCAGCUAACGAUCCCAAAGAGCGAGAUCCAAUCAGAGUCAGGAUUUUAAAUGACAUUCUACAAAAUUUUGAAAAAAAUUUCCUAAUUCAGAAAUCUCCAAUUGGAUUUUCCAGAAACAUCUUAUACAGACUGGAUGAAAAGACAACCCGGUUUUCAAUUCUUCAAAACGCAAAAGAUCUUUGCAAUAUGCAGAAGUCAAAUGAAACACUUCUAGCAGCCUUGCAAGAGGUGUUGAACUGCGUUACCUCAGCUGAGCUGUAUUUACAGGAAGGUCUUCAUGUGUUUGAAUCAGAUAGGACUGAGCUAUGAAUGAUCUCUGAGAGCAUCCCAAAUAUGUCCCUUAAAAACACAAAGCUCACAUCAUUGGGGUUUUUUUCAUGUGUGUAUUUUCCAAGUGGAAAGAAGAGGAAUAAAAGCAUAUAGCAGUAUAUGGAAAUUCAUCUUUACCAAAUGCUUUUAUGCCAAGGACAGGACUUAAAAUAAUAUUUGCUUAUUCAUUCAAAAGUAAAUUUAAAGGAAUAUAAGGAAAAAUGUGAAUCUCAUUCUUGAUGUCAGCGACAAGAAUGUACUGGUUGUUUGAAA